AUGAAAUUCAGGGCGAAGCUGGCGCCAGAACAAGCAUCACUAUUGUACCAAUUGAUCGGUCCUAUUUCGCGCAUUGCCUCGUCGUCCUCCAAUGAUCAGUUGCAUACGGCGUCCGCGUCUUCUUGGAUGAAAAAUAGUUGCAUGUUGUAUCUGGAUGAAAUGGUGAUGAGGCUUUCUGCUAAAGGCAAGAUGACCGAUACGGACGGUAUUGCAUGUUUUGCCGAGCUACAGGCUGGUGGUGGAAUAUUUUUCGAACAUCGGAUCGAAAGUAAUGCUACAAACAACGCCAUUGUCAUGGAACUUGACUUGGUUCAAAUGCGUACCGCCUUGCAAUCUAUCCAACAAGACCGGAGCUCUCUUUUUCAAGCCGACACGCUUUUAUCACACGAGGUCUCGUUGGAGCAUCAGUACACAGUUCUGAAGCUGGCCAAACGUAACAAUAUUCCAUGUCUUUGUCUGGAUGCAUACACAAGCUCAGCUUCAAAUGGAGGAAUGGUUAAAGUUCACCAUGCAAUUCCUGUUCGUGUCUGUCGAGUAGCGGAAAUGCAAUACCAUUUUCCACCCCAGGUUUCAUUACCGGAUGUCCAGCUUGAAUUAAUGCACGAAAAUGGGAACAAACAACCGCUUCGUACCAUCGUGGAACGGCUACGUCCUAUCGCAUCCACUGUCCUACUGAAAGGCAACAUGAAAACUGGAGAUCUGACUUUAAGCGUUGACACGGAUGGUGCCUCAAUACGAACCUUCUUUCAUCGACUUAUACCUCGCCCUGACGCCUGUAAAGAAAACACGACAAACAUUUGCGAAGUCAAAAUUGAAACCAAGAAGCUCACUUCCUGUUUACAGUGGCAGCAAAAUACCAACUUAGCAUCAUCGGCACUAUUGUGUCUCGUUGAGAACGAAGUAGUAGUCUUGCAUGUUACAUUGAGUCCUCGAUCUGUGGGUUUCUUUACAUACUAUGUCCCGGUACAUUUCUUGUCCAGUGAUCCAUGUGAGGAUUGA
Molecule: messenger RNA, 999 nt
Organism: Phaeodactylum tricornutum CCAP 1055/1
Lineage: Eukaryota; Bacillariophyta; Bacillariophyceae; Surirellales; Neidiaceae
Exons: 1
Coding region: 1-999 (332 amino acids)
Biological process (GO): double-strand break repair via homologous recombination; telomere maintenance; meiotic DNA integrity checkpoint signaling
Cellular component (GO): checkpoint clamp complex; site of double-strand break; nucleolus
Source: RefSeq, a predicted model, not a curated record